Menidia menidia (Atlantic silverside) is the source of this 741-nucleotide messenger RNA. NCBI's taxonomy places the organism in Eukaryota, Metazoa, Chordata, Actinopteri, Atheriniformes, Atherinopsidae. The record is from the annotation of a GenBank genome assembly.
AUGAGAGCGCGGUUUGAUUUUGAAUCCGGGAGCUCUCGGGAUCUCCACUACACUCCAGGAGCAGAGGAAGAUCUUGAGGACAUCAACUUUAUGUCUGAAGACCUGUACUCUCAGAAUUCAAGACGUCAUAGAGAUCGGCAUCCUUCCUCUUAUGAGGGCCACAUAGAAAAUCCUCAGGGCUCUCGAGAAAAGAAGUGUGCCAAAUCUAAGACUGGAGGAUGGGUCUCAGAGGCAAUGCUCUCUCCAGUAGAGGAGCCAAGUGAUGAAUAUGUGGACCCUAUGGACGAGCUUCAGUGUCUGGUAGAUACAGUGUCUGAAUACCUUGCUGAAAAAGAAGAGGAGAUUAGCAAUCCAGUGGAAAGUAGUCGCUUUGGGUCUUCGGGGAACUUGAGCCAGACCAGCUCCCAGCUUAGUGAGACUGGCCAUGACAGCACUGGAGGGUCAGAGCUGGAGGAGUCCUUCCACUCCUUCCAUAGUACUGGUUUACACCCGUCGACUAAGGGACAGCCAUGCACAAAUGGACACCCUACCACCAAUGGACACUCUACUGUCACUGAGCAGGAGCUGAAGAGGCUGCCCCCUGAUGUAGAACAGGUUCUGAAAAAUGACCCUCCUGCGGAGAGAGGAUCAUUGAAACUCCAAAGAUUCCAUGAUGGAGGGCCUCCACUGCCUUUUUCGCAGUCCAGAGUUCGUUGGUUGAAGGCCAUCAAUAAAGUCCGGGUUCAGCUCCGGGAGCGGUAG